UUCUCGGGGAACACAUCGCCGCUCAAGGAAGCUAUAUGUGCGGGGGAACCCGGCAACGUCGGACAGUAAGCCGAGGCAUGUAAGGGACACCAUGUGCCGAAAAAGGCGUCUAGACAAUGAGAAUAAGCAUGGACCGUGGUAAUAUUUAGAAGUGCUUACGUAUUCUGGAGGCAUUACGAUAUAAACUGUAUGAUUUUGGAAAUGACUCGUUUACUGUUUGGAUAUCCAACGAUUGAGAGCGGCUCAUAACUCGAUCAUGGCUCUGAUCGGUUGAAGAAGGUGAUUUAUCUUAAUAACUGAAACAAGUAGUGAUAGGCUGCGAACACGUAUGCAAAUAGAGUCACUAAUUAUGACAGAUACCCAUGACGUCACUACCACGUGUGCUUCGAUUGGAUUACGCAUUGCAACGUUAUCAUGACGUAAGCAAACAUUGUUGCCUUCAGAAUCCUCAGUGUGUUUAUAUCAUACCUUACAAUGGCAAACUUUUACUGUGCUAGGUGAACUGGAGGGGUAAUAAAAUGCCGUGGACGUUUUGCUAAGCUGGGCAUGGAUAUGUACCUGAUAUGCGGGCGAUCAAAGUUCACAGUCAUUACGGUGCUGGUUGCACUGUGGCUAUAUGAAUUCAGGAUAAGUGGGCUUACUGAAAGAAGUAAUAGGAAUUCAUCAAACAGUUCCUUGGUAUACGCUGACGACAGACAUUGGCAUCAUCAGAACGUUACCGACCUACUCAAUAAUCUGUUACAAGGAUACGACAAGGAUGUACGGCCUGGGGAGGGUGGCCCCCCAACUGAAGUGUUAACUGAUCUUUACAUUAAAAGUAUGGGUCCUAUAUCCGAAGAAAUGAUGGGCUCUCUACCGAUAGUUUUAGGCCACGAUAUACAUGUGAGGUGGGGAUCGAAAGGUCUAGGGUCUCAGGUCUACAGCAUGGAUUGCUAUUUUAGACAGACAUGGUUCGACCAACGUCUCAAGUUCCACGGUACCAAAGACGAGUUACGAGUUAGCAUCAAAAUGUUGGAGAAAAUGUGGAAACCAGACACAUACUUCCUAAACGGCAGGGGAUCUUAUCUACACACCGUCACAUACCCGAAUAAGUUAUUACGCAUAAACAAGGAGGGAGGGAUUUUAUACUCUAUGAGAUUGACCAUCAAAGCUACUUGCCCCAUGGAUUUACGAAAGUAUCCCAUGGAUAACCAAACAUGCCCACUUUACAUUGGCAGCUACGCCUAUAAAAAUAAUGAAGUCCAGUACAAAUGGAAGGAAGGAUUGGUCAAAUCUGUCGCAACUGCUCCGGAUAUGAAGAUGGCCCAAUUUGAUUUAGAUGGAUGGUUUGGAGAUCAAGUCAUUGUGUCACAGCCCCAUGGUAAUUUUUCAGUUGUGAUGAUGAACUUUGAAUUGAGAAGAAACAUUGGAUACUAUCUGCUGCAAAUUUAUCUUCCAUGCUACCUGAUUGUGGUCAUAUCGUGGGUAUCAUUUUGGAUCAACCGAGAAGCCACGCCAGCAAGAGUUACCUUAGGUAUUACAACUAUCCUGACCACGUCGACAAUCAAGAUGACAGGAAGUACCGGUGUGCCCAAAGUGCCCUACAACACCGCUCUUGACAUCUUCCUUCAUGCAUGCUUCUUCUUCGUAUUCGCCGCCAUUAUAGAAUACGCCGGUGUCAACUAUUUUACCAAGACAGGAAAGCCAGAUCAGAUACCUGAGGAUGACGAUGACACAGAUCAGGAAAGUCCACUAAUCAAGAACUGUAAAUCCGACAUGGAACGAAUCCUACCGGCUGAUCCCAAUAAUGGACAUUCAUUACAUAAGGGCAUUCGUAACCGUCAUCGCACAAGAGGCCGCGACAACUGCUGCUCCAUGUUCAUGGAGUGCCUGAAAGGCAACUCGAAAUACAGGGAUCUAAAGUCAUUAUCCAGACAGCUGGAUGGCAUUAACAGUGUCAGUAAAAUAGACAUUUAUUCUCGGUUUCUGUUUCCAAUUUGUUUCGUUGUAUUCAGCGCCCUCUAUUGGUCUGCGUUCCAGUAUUAUUUAUGACGUAGGCAAAUCAUUCAUUUGUCAUUUGUAUUUAGGAAGUCAUUCUUGUCACCCGUCUUCUUAAACAUGUGUAUGUAAGACGAUCAAGCCAGGAUCACUUCUUUUCCCUUCAACCUGUCUGUAUCAGGCUGCGAUAGAUUCAGUCAUAAAUGCGGAGGUAUUGUUGGGAACUCUGAUACUUCCUUCGAUGGUGUGUUGAAAUUUGCUUCAGUCUUGCCAGGCAUUUACCAAUCACCCGAGAUAUCUCUUUUGGCAUCGAAGUACCAUGCAAAGAAAUGUAUUCAUGCCUCAUUGGUAAGAUACGAUGUGUCUGCAUUUAAAAUUGAUAGCCCGAUUUAUUCACUAGGAAAUGUCCAUUAUGUUUGUCUCGUGGUUUGUUAGGCCCCACUCCUGAAGUGUACACAAAAUAAUCGCUGACGGAAAUUCAAAUGAAAUUCAGUCGAAAGAUGAAAGCAGAAUACGUGAAUAAAGCAAUCAUUCUGGUUGCCCCAUCAUACACAUGUAUAUUUAUCUCAAAGGAUCCAUCUAAUUACCACAUACACUGAAUGUAAUAAGAUGUACUUGCCAUCAACUUUGACCCAUUUCAUGUUUCAAUACAUUAACAAAUCUGAUCUUUCGAUGAAAUUACUUUGUAUUGGCUUACAGGGUGUAUGGCUGUCAACUGAGAGUGACCAUGGAUAUCACUAGGGUUCGUGCAACAGAGAACAUGACUCGAAAACACCAUUUUCAUUAUAUGCUUAUUUGUUGUUAAACAAUUAAACAGAAUGGUCUUCUCAUUAAUUGCAGAAUGUCCAUGGUUACGGUGUGACACUUUCUCAUCUGUAAAGGGUAGGGUUUGUUUCAUAUUGAGCAUGAAUAAUGCCUAUGUCUAGCAAGUUUCAGUUAUAAUGAACAAAUGAUAGUUAGUGUAGAUAUUAACAUGAAGCUGAUAAUAGCUUCAUGAUGUUUAUAAUGUAAAUAUGGCUUCAGGAGAUAUCAUGUAAAGAUCUGGGCUCCAUUUGGUUAUUUCAUGUUGAAACUGGAAGCCCUUCUCCUUAAAUGUAUAUGCUGUCCACAAAUGAACGAAAAAAAUAUAUGCCAUCCUUCUUCGUGUGAACAUGAAAAUGAAACAGCCACUCGUAACACGCGUUAGUGCCACUCAUUGUUCUUAGUCCCACCCAUUUUUACUCUCUGACAAACAAGGGCUGUCGGUGAAAGUGUUAUAUUUUGUACCCUGAAUGGGCAAUGGCAGCAGUUUGCUGAGUGUGUUUGAAGGAUUGUCUUUGAUUGUCUGUAUGUGGAGAGUGCUAUCGAGUGUGUGCUGGCCAUGGCAGAGACAGCAUUGAUUGGGUUGACUGUUACCUUUUUGGUUGACUGUUGUGUGUUGAAUCACUUUCUGUAGGUAUUCAUGAAGCUAGCACGUUUUGUUUCUGAUGGAAAUACAGGAUACCAAUUAUUAUCUAGUUUUUUAUGCGAACUGUAUGAUGUAGUUGGCUAAUGCAAAUUGCUAGUCGACAUUUGGUUAACAUAUAAACAAAAGAUAUGAAGGCAAUGUCCAAUUAAACUUUUCCAUCUUUUGUUUCAGUAGUGUUUAGAAUGUUGGUAAGGGGUUUUAACCCAAUUCAGUGUCAACGGCAUUGGUCUGUGUUUGAAUGGCAGCUGUGACUGAGAUGUUCGUAUGUCUGAAAGAGCUGAAAAGGUUGCUGUACUUUCAAUGGAAUUGUUCGUGACUAUUUGUAAAUCAGUUCAAUGAGGUAUAAUAUUGCAUUCAUGAUUAUGCAUGAGUGUUUCUGCCUAUCUUGCCAAACCGCCACAACAAGUAAUUCCAAGCACAGAGCACUAACACAUCGCCCUAAGCAGCUCUAGAGCACUAACACAUCGCCCUAAGCAGCUCUAGAGCACUAACACAUCGCCCUAAGCAGCUCUAGAGCACUAACACAUCGCCCUAAGCAGCUCUAGAUUGCUAAUGAAGCAUCCAAACAAAAUGCCACAGUUGUAGGAAUUAAACAGUUUUUAAUUCCGAACAUAUAAUUAAUUAGUGCUUUCAGUUUUUAUCUUCUGGUUCGGACAAAACGGGGUGUGCAUCAUCAAAGUUUCGUGAAGUUGGUCAUAACACUCAAGAUAACAUUAAGUUCUGGAACUUACGAUUGGGGCAUUUUGCUUGAACUAGAGUGCAGUUUCGUUAUGUCCACACAAAUGGGAUUGUCAUUAUUCCGAUCUAGUUACUCGUCGUAUACCGUCAUCGGUCUUCGGUAUAGGCGUGGCUGCUAAGGUACUGUACAAACAACAUGUCUCCAAUGGCACACUGCUAUUGUAUGUCACCGAGUUUCAUUUCAGCCUUCUUUUUUAUCAAUAAAUA
Molecule: messenger RNA, 4369 nt
Organism: Lineus longissimus
Lineage: Eukaryota; Metazoa; Nemertea; Pilidiophora; Heteronemertea; Lineidae
Product: gamma-aminobutyric acid receptor subunit alpha-6-like
Exons: 11
Coding region: 547-2031 (494 amino acids)
Biological process (GO): chloride transmembrane transport; nervous system process; chemical synaptic transmission
Cellular component (GO): synapse; plasma membrane; neuron projection
Molecular function (GO): chloride channel activity; extracellular ligand-gated monoatomic ion channel activity; GABA-A receptor activity
Source: RefSeq, a predicted model, not a curated record